This is a messenger RNA of Macadamia integrifolia, 1518 nucleotides long. RefSeq lists its product as uncharacterized. The coding region runs from base 582 to 1421 and encodes 279 amino acids. The transcript is spliced from 6 exons. The record is from RefSeq and is a predicted model, not a curated record. Lineage: Eukaryota; Viridiplantae; Streptophyta; Magnoliopsida; Proteales; Proteaceae.
UCCAAAGGUGUUAAAAAAAGAAAAAGUUGGAACUUUCGUUCCCGAGAAAGCAAAGCAACGUAGAGAAAGGACUUCAGCGAUUUCUUCUUCCUGGUGCUCUGUUCUCCUUCUUCUUCUCUUCUAACCUCUUUCUUCUUUCUUCUCUUCUAUACCUCUUCACUUUCGUAUGUGUCCAACGAUAGUCGCAGAGUAUAGGUAAAGGGUUUUUGAACCAUCGAUGAUGGAUUCUAGAUUCCAACGAUAGAGAUCGAGUUUAGAGCCAGAUUCCGGCAAUAGAGUUGUGAAAUUGCCAGUGCAGAGCACAGAGCAGGUGAAGGGGCCAAUUUUUUUGGGGUUUUUUUGACCACCGACUAGGGAUUCCAGAUUCCAGCGUUUAGAGCUUCAUAUUUUAUCAGGUAUACAUACGUUUUCCUCUUUAGCCCUGUGAAAUCGAUCAUAGAGGGAAGACAUAGGUAAUUUCCCCAAAUCGCAGAGCAGCACAGAGAUACUCCUUCACCCACAUCUGUCGACUUCUUCACCUGAGAAUCAGUAUCCCUACCGUUAAAUGGUCAGAACUUGAGACCACUGUUUUCAUUGAGGCAAUGAAAGAAGCUGUAAAAAAUGGACACAAAUCCGAUAAUUCAUUUAACAAAACUGAAUGGGAGGACAUUACAAAGCAAUUUCAGAAGGCUUUAAAUCGUACAGUUAGGAGAGAACAAUUACGAAACAAGAUAAACAAGUUGAAACAGGAGUACCAACAAUUCAAGAGACUACUUAACACAACUAGAGUUGGGUGGAACACAAUGACAAAAUCAGUCACAGUUGAUGAUGAGUCUGUAUGGGAUAGGGCAAUACAGGCAAAUCCAGGUUGGUUGAAAUACAAGAAGUGUGGACUAAACAACUGGCCAGAUUUGAGCAUGGUAUUUGGGGAUGCCUAUGCUAGAGAAAACUUAGGGGUUGACAGUGCUCAAGAUUUGGAUUACAACGAAGCUGAUAAUAGUGUUGAUAUUGAGCAAGUCUUUGAAUCUCUUAGUACCCCAGUGCAUUUGGGUAUGACUGACCCCUUCCAUGAGGAUACUCCUACUCCAACUCAGACUACCACAAAGCGAAAUCUUGAUAGGACACCCACGGGACGAAGAAAAAAGAGCGCUAAUAAGGGAGAUAGCCACGUCAAGGACAUGUAUGGGAAGUAUUUAUCCAUUAAAAUUGAGAAAGCGUCCAGUACUUCUGUUACAUCUCCUGUUCAUGGUGGGGAAGGUGCAUUUCGUCCUCGAGAUUUUAGUGUGAGUGCAUCUGAGGCGGUAUUAUCCUCCAUACCAGAUAUGUCAAAGGAGACGUACUUGAAGGCCACAAGUCGUAUGUGUGCUGAUCCUAGUUGGAGGGAGUUGUUUGUCUGUCCAAAGCCUAUUAAGAGGACUUGGCUUUUAGAUGCCUUCGAGUAGUUUAAGGGCAAUGGGCCCUUUGUCUAAUUCUAAUGUUGAGACUAAUUCUGAUGGUUGUGUUUGAAUAUUACUUUUGAUAAUUUUGGAUUCAGGAUAA